AUGUGGGUGAACUACUGCACAAUCCUGUAUUCUGAAAAUUCAAACAACGUAUCAGUUACAUGUGCAAAGCGUCACCUCACUGCUAUUCCAGAUGACAUUCCUGGUAAUGCAGUAUCGCUCAAUCUCAGCUCAAAUGACAUUUCAAAUAUUUCCAGGAUGGAUUUAAGAGGUUUAUCUAAGCUUGAAGCUCUAUAUGUUAAAAAUAAUUGGAUUUUACAAAUUGAUGAUGGAACUUUUGCAGACGUGGUAGAGUUAAAAGUUCUCGACUUGGGUGAAAAUUUACUCACAGCACUGACAAAAAACAUGUUUCAGGGUCUUUCCAAAUUAGAGACACUGUCUCUGGACAACAACAUUAUCUCAUUUAUUUCCCCUGUGGUCUUUCAGCCCCUGGUCAUCUUACGUUUAGUAGAUUUGAGCAAUAAUUACCUGCAUCAAAUUUCAGAUAUUGAUUAUAUUGUUAAACUUCCAACUUUACAACAUUUGAUUAUUACUCACAACAACUUUACUUCGUUUCAGUCCAAUGACCUCCAUGUAAAUACCUCAAACCUACUCACCCUAAGUUUGGAUUCAGUGAAAAAGUUCAGCAUUACAAGAGACAUUUUUCCUCAUCUGCAGUCUCUGGACUUGCGAGGCUGGUCCAAGGACAUCGAGUGGGAAGUGUCAAACAAGACCUUUUUGAGGAGCCUAACGAGACUGCACAUGAGUGAAACUUCUCUUAGCUUUGAUGUGUACAGAGCGAUUCUGCAGACUGCUUACUCUCUUCAAGAGUUUCAGAUGGAUAACAUACAAAAGUGGAUAGAUGAUGGUCUCAUUGAUGUUGCCUGCCAAAUUCCUUCUCUAAGAACAGUUGAUGUGAGAAAUAGUGAAAUUCACACCAUAAAAGAGCACAUGCUGCAGUCUUGCUCUAACCUUAUUGAGCUCAACUUAUCAUUUAACAAUAUAAAAAGCAUGGCUGAUAAUGCACUCCAGUCAAUGACACAGCUCAGAAGCCUGAUAUUACAAAAUAAUAAACUGUCCGAACUGCCAGUGGCCGUCCAAGGACUCACCACAUUGGAAGUCUAUGACCUUAGUUCCAAUGACAUCAGUGAACUUUACUGUCCUUACUUCUGGAAUUUAACAAGCCUAACAAUACUCGAUCUGAGCCACAAUCAAAUAUCCUAUAUCUCUGACUGUGUUUUUCAAAAUGUAAACAAUUUGAAAAUCUUAAAUCUUGAAAACAACCAGAUUAUGUCAUUUAUAGAUACAUUCAAAGAUAAAUUACAGACAUUGGAGUUUUUAAAUUUGAGAAAUAUUGAUAUCAUGAAUUUUAUUCAUGGAGAUUUCCGUAGUCUGUCUUCCCUUCAAUACUUGUGUAUAGACUUAGACAAGUGUUACAGUGUUGAUGAAGGAGGGUUCGAAGGACUUGAUAACCUCCAGAUUCUUUAUCUGUUAGGUGAUAAUUAUUUUUAUGACCAUUUCAGUGGACUGUCAAACUUAAGCACUCUGAUCUUAAAUGUUGUUCAAAGCCAGUCACAUAACAGCUCUGAACAAAGGGAUAGCUCUAGUCUAGUUGUGCUUACUCUCCUCGCAUCCUUCAUCUAUCACUUCCUGAGGUCACACCUCACCUAUGCCUAUUACCUCUUCCUGGCCUUUCUCUAUGAUAAUAAGAGGAGGAAGAAAGGUAUUCCUCACAGCUACGAUGCCUUUGUCUCCUACAAUGUUCAUGAUGAAGCUUGGGUCUGUGGAGAGUUGCUUCCAGAGCUGGAGGGUCAACAGGGCUGGAGACUCUGUCUGCACCACAGAGACUUUGAACCAGGUAAGCCCAUUGUCGAAAACAUUACAGAUGCCAUCUAUAACAGCAGAAAGACUAUCUGUGUGAUCAGCCCAAAUUACCUCCAGAGUGAGUGGUGCUCCAAAGAAAUCCAGAUGGCCAGCUACCGUCUGUUCGAUGAGCACAAGGAUGUGCUGAUCAUGGUGUUUCUGGAGGACAUACCAGCCAACCAGCUGUCUCCGUACUACCAAAUUAGGAGUCUGGUGAAGAGGAGCUCUUACUUGAGCUGGCCACAGGCUGGUCAACACACUGGAGUUUUCUGGCAGAAAAUACGACAAGCUCUCGAGAGAGAAGAAAACCCCGCUGAGCACACGUGA
Molecule: messenger RNA, 2127 nt
Organism: Pundamilia nyererei
Lineage: Eukaryota; Metazoa; Chordata; Actinopteri; Cichliformes; Cichlidae
Product: toll-like receptor 13
Exons: 5
Coding region: 1-2127 (708 amino acids)
Biological process (GO): signal transduction
Cellular component (GO): plasma membrane
Molecular function (GO): signaling receptor activity; protein binding
Source: RefSeq, a predicted model, not a curated record